Molecule: messenger RNA, 1749 nt
Organism: Grus americana (Whooping crane)
Lineage: Eukaryota; Metazoa; Chordata; Aves; Gruiformes; Gruidae
Gene: BET1L
Product: Bet1 golgi vesicular membrane trafficking protein like
Exons: 4
Coding region: 155-490 (111 amino acids)
Biological process (GO): regulation of retrograde vesicle-mediated transport, Golgi to ER; retrograde transport, endosome to Golgi
Cellular component (GO): SNARE complex; Golgi trans cisterna
Molecular function (GO): SNAP receptor activity
Source: RefSeq, a predicted model, not a curated record
AGGGGGACCCGGUCCCAGCGGGGAGAGCGGCGGCCGCCCCCCACCAGCGACUGAGGAGCCCCGCCGCGGGGGGAGCGGGCAGGAGGGCGGCGGACGUUUUGUGGAGGCGGGGGCCGGCGCGGCUCCGCCCGGCGAGGCGGGGCCGGUGGCCGCCAUGGCGGAGUGGGGCCGAGGUCAGAGUCCAAACGCUGUGGAGGAUAUGCUGGAUGUAGAGAACAAGCGUAUGGCAGACAGCCUGGCCAGCAAGGUCACCAGGCUGAAGUCGCUGGCCCUGGAUAUUGACAAAGAUGCUGACGAACAAAACCGUUACCUGGAUGGCAUGGAUUCAGAUUUUAUGAGCGUGACUGGCCUGCUAACUGGCAGCGUGAAGCGUUUCUCCACCAUGACGCGGUCCGGGAGGGAUAAUCGCAAGUUGCUCUGUUCUGUUUCAGCGGGACUGAUUGUUGUUUUCUUCAUCCUCUACUAUCUUGUGUCCAAAGCGGGGACUUGAGCUUGUUGUUCUGCCAGCUUUACAGAACAAAACCCAUGACGAUCGACAGACUUGUUCAACGCCUUUCUCAGUCUCCCUGCGGUGGGGUCUUUGAGAUGUUCCAGACAGACCUUCCAAAUAACUUUUCUUUCCACCAGCUUCUUGUCACUGUUCUGGCUGGUCUCAGGCAUCUCUUUAUAAAAUUAGUAUGUUUGAUUCUAAAUGGAUUUUCAUGUAUAACACGAUUUUGAUGAUGUUAAAUGCUUAUGCCUUUACCUCUUGCCUUGUUGUCCGUGUCUUGCAGCCUGGUUUUGAGGGCCGCUUUUGUGUUACCUCCCUUACUGAUAGCUGGUACUAGACUUGUGAGAAGAUGUGGCUGACAAAUCCAGAGAUUUGUCGAUGCUCAGAAGUUUAAUAAACCAGCUGAGCUUUGGAAGCUGUAGAGUUUAGGAUGCUGAUUCAUGAGAUUUGGAAGUAUGAAAGCGUGACUUACAUUCCAGCGUGGCCGCUCAGCUGAUACUGGUCUCAGUUUCUCCUUGACUUGGAGACCCAUUGAUAUCUGUGGUGUCCCCGAGUUGAAAUGAAAUCUGUACUGCUUCGAAAUGAAAGUAGCAGUAGAUCUGGACCCUGAUACUCUCUAAUUGUUGCAGUGAAGAGUUGCAGAGGAGCAAGACUUUAUUUGAAUGCUAGCUUGGUCUUCUUUAUCAUCCUUCUGGGUAAAGCUGGGGAUGCACCUUGCAGGAAAGAAGGGCCAAAGUCCAUAAGCCACCUUGAUUUACACACGUACAGUACCCUCCCCUGGUUUUACAGCCUCUCCUCUCCAGCCAGCCUCCAUUCUCCGAUGGCUGGAUGUUUCCCUUGGCCUUCCCCUGUACCCCUCAGGAAUUCCUUUGUCCUCGGACGGACCCAGGUCCAGAGCUGUAAAUGGACUGUGCUGUCCUUUGUCCCAGCUGUACCAAACUGCGAGCAGAACACUACCCGAACUGCAUUAGGUGUCUCUUUUUGCCACAUUUGGGGGAAAAAUGCGCAGGGGAGGCAAGUAGAAAGGAGGCAGCAAUGAUUUUCCAGAGAAAGUUGUUCUUCCUGCUUCUCUGGUAAGAUGUGGCAGCUCCGAACUCUUGCUGUUUGGAAGAAUGAUGGGUGAAUUGAUGGACUUUGUCUUGAUUUUCUGAAGCAGAUGACUUCUGAUGAAGGGCCACCGGAACAGCCUGGUCUUCAUAACGGUGGUGGCUUUGGGUUGCUUUUACUGUUGUAAAUAAAGCUCUGGUUUUAGAAUUUUU